Messenger RNA from Aspergillus welwitschiae, 451 nucleotides. RefSeq lists its product as uncharacterized. Bases 134 to 307 code for a protein of 57 amino acids. The transcript has a single exon. The record is from RefSeq and is a predicted model, not a curated record. Lineage: Eukaryota; Fungi; Ascomycota; Eurotiomycetes; Eurotiales; Aspergillaceae.
UGAGCAUUGUAAGAUACGACAGGAAGGGUAGUGGCAUCCUGCUACGUAGUACUGACAGGUAGUAGUAGUACUUUCGGCGUCCCUUACUAGUUACUUACUCUACUAAGUAGCAGAUAUUUACUGAAUAGCAGAUAUGAAAGGGGGUACCAGCCAUUCAGCGCCCCAUGCCCAGUGGCCUGAGAAUCAUAUCUCUGGUGGUUCCCAUGGUCCCAGUGGUUGCUGGACUAAACCACACAGGGUAUGUAGAUAUCGAUCGAACCGACCGUUGUCUGGAAUCCAGAAAUUAGUUCGCCUGUCGUGGGAAUGAUGGGCCAGAUAAUGCGGACCAGCCCCUUUUGCCGUGACCAAUGUGAUCUCUGCUUGACCCUAGUGGCUCUCUUUUCCCUAACCCCCCUUGGAUAUUGGGACUGUUCAACCCCUGGUUCCGCCCUGCUCAAUCUCGUGGUUCUCG